Molecule: messenger RNA, 451 nt
Organism: Rotaria sp. Silwood1
Lineage: Eukaryota; Metazoa; Rotifera; Eurotatoria; Philodinida; Philodinidae
Source: the annotation of a GenBank genome assembly
AUGAGUCUUAUUGAAUUACAAGGAAAUAAAAAUAGUGGAUUAUCAGUUUUACGUAAAUUUAGAUCAUUACGUGUACUUAAACUUGUCAGAUUUAUGCCAACACUUAGACGACAAUUGGUAAUCAACCUUUUCUUUUUUUUGUUGUUCUCUUUUAUUUUAUUUUUUUCAUGCGAAUUACUUAUCAAUUCUUUGAUAACUAUCUUUAAUAGAAAUGUUAUAUUCAACUAAUCGAUUCUAUUUUAUUUUUUGUUUUAACUCUUAUCACAUCCGACAGGUAUCUGAUUUGAGUAUACUUAUUUCCAUCUUGAUGAUAACUUAUUGAAUAACUAUAUUCAAUAAUUUUGAAAGAAUUUUCUAAAUGUUUAAAAGUAUAUAAAAGACAGAAAAUGAUUGUUUAAGAAAGGAUUUUCAUAUAUAAAUUUAUGUUAAUCUCAACUUUAGAAAAAGUUUC